Messenger RNA from Schizosaccharomyces osmophilus, 1518 nucleotides. RefSeq names its product ARS-binding protein. The transcript has a single exon. The record is from RefSeq and is a predicted model, not a curated record. The coding region runs from base 1 to 1518 and encodes 505 amino acids. Gene Ontology annotation, cellular component: nucleus. Gene Ontology annotation, molecular function: DNA binding. NCBI's taxonomy places the organism in Eukaryota, Fungi, Ascomycota, Schizosaccharomycetes, Schizosaccharomycetales, Schizosaccharomycetaceae.
AUGCCUCCAGUACGGCGUCAAGUCAUUACAAAAAAAGAAAAGAAAGAACUACGUGAUUUCUACUUUGGGUGCGUUGAAAAACCGUCGCAACAAAAGUUGAUGGCUUGGUUUAGAGAAAAGUAUGAUAAAGAAUUGUCGCAACCGUCGGUUUCUCAAAUAUUAUCAUCGAAAUAUGAAUUUCUUGAUGAAACGGGCUCUGAAAUUUCCGAUACACCCAAUACUUUACCCGCGAAAUAUCCUGUUCUGGAGAGUGCUCUUGUGGAAUGGAUCCAAAGAACACAAAAAUCCGAUAUUGGCAUAAAUGAAGAAGUUAUACGAAAAACCGCAUGCGAAUUUUGGAAAAAGAUCCCGGCGUAUUCAAACUUGCCAACCCCAGAAUUUAGCAGCAAUUGGCUGAAAAGGUUUCAAAAGCAUCCUUCUAAUCCCCAUGACAAUGUUAAACUAGCUGAUACAGACAUGAUUUAUGAAUUUGUAAAGCAUUACGCCUUGGAGGAUGUAUUUUCAUUCGACGAAGUAGGACUUUUAUGGAAGCUCGUUCCAAAUAAACCUCCUUCUGUCGAAUUUAUACACGGCAUCCGUCGCGAAAAAGCGCGCGUUUCUAUAGCAAUGUGCUGCAAUGCCCUUGGUACAGAAAAAUUACCCCUAUGGAUCAUUGGCUACUCAAAAGAACCUCGCGCAUUCCGUUCUGCGCGUGUCAAUAUCCAUGCCCUUGACGUCGAAUGGAGAUCAAAUGGUACUGCUCAAUUUAAUAAUAUUAUAAUGCAGGAGUGGCUUAUUUGGUUCGAUCAAAAAAUGUCUGGUAGAAAGGUUUUACUUCUUUUGGAUCGGCUUAGCGCACAUGAAUGCGCCGUAGAAAACAUUCGUCGUACUAGAAGUUUUCAAAAUAUAGCCAUCUUAUGGCUACCAAAAAGUUCCAACCUGACACAAAAUCCGUAUUCUAUGGGCAUAUUUCGUAAUUUUAAGGAAUGCUAUAGAAAUUAUUGGCUCCGGUAUAUGAUGGACCAAGUCAAUCUUGGUCAUGACCCUAUAAAAGCUGUCAAUAUACUAAAAGCUAUUCACUGGAUGGUUGCUGCAUGGAAUUUUGAUGUUUCCAGUUCCUCAAUUGCAUUUAGUUUUCAACGUUCCGGCUUAAUAACCAUAAAAGAAAGUUUUUCUGACGUAAAACUCCCAUCUUCUACAAUACAAGCUUCUGAAAAACUGAAAUCUUUGUUUUACCACUUUACAGACGUAAAAAAUCAGUCCAUCGAUCGGUUCAUAGAUCCUGUCGAAGAAAGCGUCGUGGAUGAAGAUGCUGAUGUUACUGACCAAAUUGCAGCCGAAUUUUUGAAGGACCGUGAUUUCGAGAGUGAUGAAGAAGAAGAGUACUUUGUAUCUAUUACAAUAAAGGAAGCCAUGCAGUACAUCAGCAUCCUACAACAAUUCGAAGAACAACAGGAGAUGCCAAAUCCUGAGAUUGUGAAACAACUCAUGUACUACGGCAAGCUUUUGCAAGACCGACAGGAACCCAAAAAUUUGUAA